AUGCGAAAGCUACACCAGCAAGAGGACUGCAAGGAGCAAAGCAUCUUGCAGCUUGGGGUGGCCGUGAACGUUGUGCAGGACUUGGGUUGCAGCUUGCCAUCAAUUGCGGACCUUUCCGUGCCGGUGGUGGUGGGCCCGAACUCAAAAUCCAAUGUAAGCAGUUUGGCCAUGCGCGGUGCCCUUGUUGGCCUUGCCGGAGCAGUAAAAGACAUGCCGCGGGGUCCGGCAGGCAGUGGCUACAACGACGAGCCGGCCACAAAUUCGAAGCUCCAGCCGCAGCAGCUGCCUACGUUGCUUCACUCCCCUCGAAAGGCUUCACCUUCAAAGCCAAAGAAGCAGCCAGCCUUCCAAGGCGUUGCAGAAGUCAGCUGGGAAAGAUUUCUGCCGGACUAUAACUCGAAGCUUGGCACCGGCGCCUAUGGUGGCGUUUAUUCUGUGCAAGGCAAUCCGGACCAGGUGGUCAAACUUUUUGAUCGGGGCGAUUGGAAAGAUGUGAUGAAGGAGUCGGUGUUUGCGCAGGACAUGAAGGCCCGGGAUCCCUCACACUACGUGGACUGUCUCGGAGUUGGCAAUACGCCAGAAGACGAUGGCAACAAGCUUUUUGCUGUCUUCGAGCGGGCCGCAGGCAUUACCCUUCAUUCUGCAGCACACCGAUUUCACUCUGGAGAUGGAGUAAGCCACGUCCGCCAGGCUUUAGACAUCCUGGAGCAGUUGACGAGCAUCAUGAUCAGCAUGACCAAACCAGAUCCUGAGGGGCAGCUUCAUUUCCAUCUUGACCUGAAGCCCGAGAACAUCAUGAUAGCCAAAGCCUCUGCAAAGGAGCACGCACAAGAGUUCCAGGUGACGUUGAUUGACUAUGGAGUCGUGAGGACAAGCAAAGUUGGUGAUGCUGAUGUGCACGAUUCGGCCUUACAGGUUUUCCGGUGGCUGGGAUGGAUAUUUCUGUGGAUGCUAGCAUCCGAGACCUUCACCGUGGAUGAAAGUCCGGACAAGAAUCCCUGGGAGCAGUUGCCUGAAGGAUUCAAGCCCUUCUUCAAGCGCUCUGACUUCCGACCUCCGGCCUACCGCAGUGAGAAGCUCAGUCCGCAGAUUCUGCAGGAUGCGCUGGAAGAAGGUUUCUAUACUCAGGUAAUGUCAUCGGCAUUCCGCAAGCAGUGGAAGUCUCCCGACAAGGCAAAGAAGAAGAUCGGACAAAUCUUGGGCGACUUGUUUCAUGGUGUCGCUUUGGCGAGCGAUUGCUCGGCUGACUUCAUGCCCGAUUUCCAGAAGUUCCGAAAUGAUUUCGUCGAGCUUCGUCAGCUGGCGAAGAGUGAAUAG
This is a messenger RNA of Symbiodinium sp. CCMP2456, 1317 nucleotides long. NCBI's taxonomy places the organism in Eukaryota, Dinophyceae, Suessiales, Symbiodiniaceae. The record is from the annotation of a GenBank genome assembly.